UGUCUGGGGAAAGGCAGACUGCAGGAGUUGCGGACUGCGAAGUUGUGGGCCGCUUCCCUAGAGAGCAUGUUGCUUCAGUCCUUCCCAGGCUUACGCGUCGGGAUGGCCAGCCAUUUUUCCUCUGCCUCGUUUCGGGACGCUGAAUUUCUCGGAGCCUCACUGCCAGUUAGCCUUUCCUGGAUUUUCUUCUGAGUAGACCGAUUUCUACACGCUUUCUGUAAGCGUGAGGAUUACAGCAGUCGUAACCACAGAUUACUUGGAAGAGGAACAGAAUGGCAGGAAUCGACUCAUGGCCGUGGGAGAGUCCGUCCACUAAUCUUGCAGAGGUUGUUCGCUGCCUUCGUCCCCUCCCAAGCGACAAGGAACGCCAAAGGACGGUCGUGGGGAAGGUCGCGACGGCUCUCAGAGAGAGCCAGGAGCUGAAGGAGAGCCUAGGGCUGGCAGAAGUCAUUUCCGCUGGCUCUCAUGGUCGGGGAACUGACAUAAGGAACAACCUCGAGGUUGACCUGGUGGUCAUUUGCAACAAAUUCUCUGUUGACUCGUAUGAUCACAUGCUGGAGAAUCUUGCCGCGUUCAGUCAAGAGAACCUGGAAACGGAGUACGUUUAUGUGGGAAAGCUGCGGAUCAUGCUGAAGAUUGACGGGAUCAUUGUUGAUCUACUUAUUGGCGGCAUCAUGGACAAAGAAAGGCUGGUGCGAAUGCAUUUCAUGGCCCCAAGGAAUCGGAAGAAAUGGGGCGCGUCUUGCUCCAAGCUUCAGCUGGAGUUUAUGCGGAAGAAGAUCGGCUCUACAAGUGUUCUUAGAGAUGGGAUCAUUCUGGUCAAGUACUGGAAGCAGGCUAGGAAAGCAGCCACGGAUAACUUCAAGUGGCCAAGCUCUUGGCUGCUUGAACUUCUAGUCACCUAUGCCAUGGAUCGGUCAUGGUCAGAUGACCCGUUUUGUAGCUCCUUUGAGAUGUCUGUUCCGGAACCAUUGAAUGGUAUAGGACUAUUUCUUUCCACCAUGCAGCUGAUCUGUCUUGUGCAGUGCCGGCAAGUUCAGGUCGUUUGGACAGGGGGCAAUUAUGGAGGUAAGCAUGCAUGGCAGAUGAAGCUGUUCCCAUCUACUCUUUUACUCUAACCCACCUUACGCUCUGUGCAGAAAGAAAUGUCAGGCCUUUGCUGGAUUAUGCGGAAAGACAGGAUCAACCUGUGGUAGCCGACCCAGUGGAUGCCACAAACAAUGUGGCUGCCAUUCUUUCCGUUGCAGACUGGAGUGGGCUUGUUCAAGAAGCCCAGGCCAUGAUUCAACAUGUGGUAUCACAGGAGCCUCUCUAUAGUGAAUUGACAGCUUCAGGAGGAGUGCGCGCACCAGAGGUGGACCAGCUGAAUCCUUGCGUAGUUUUGAACGAACUCUUCCAGAAGGCAGGCAUGAAAGGCCCCAUAUACCGGUAUGACAAAGAAAGUCGGCCAGCUAUUCUUCCACCGUUCAUUUCAACUGUGGAAGGGCAGCUUGCAUGUCAGUGCGUUAUUGAGGCUUGCAGUGACGAGAAGUUGACAAAAAAAUCUGCAAAACGUUCGGCUGCCGAGAAGGCAAUUGCAAUUAUUAAUCAACAUAAAUGCCGCUUGUGUUUGUGAUGCAUCUUUAAUUAGUCAUUCCACUCCAAAACUUGCGGCAUUGUGUUGUGUCUUUGGGUA
This is a messenger RNA of Closterium sp. NIES-67, 1675 nucleotides long. The record is from the annotation of a GenBank genome assembly. NCBI's taxonomy places the organism in Eukaryota, Viridiplantae, Streptophyta, Zygnematophyceae, Desmidiales, Closteriaceae.